CUGCCUGGGCUCCCCGGACUCGGACAGCCCAGCCUCACUCCACAGAUCCCUCGGCCUUUGACAUCUCUGCUUUUGCUGUCUCCUUCAAAACCUCAGGCUGGCUACCUCCGACGCCCCCGACGCCAUGGAAGAGUGGGAUGUGCCCCAGAUGAAGAAGGAGGUGGAGAGCCUCAAGUACCAACUGGCCUUCAAGAGGGAGAUGUCAUCCAAGACCAUCCCCGAGCUUCUCAAGUGGAUCGAGGAUGGGAUCCCCAAGGACCCCUUCCUGAACCCGGACCUGAUGAAGAACAACCCUUGGGUAGAGAAGGCCAAAUGUACCAUCCUCUGAGGCU
This is a messenger RNA of Apodemus sylvaticus (European woodmouse), 332 nucleotides long. RefSeq names its product G protein subunit gamma 13 (gene Gng13). Gene Ontology annotation, biological process: phospholipase C-activating G protein-coupled receptor signaling pathway; sensory perception of taste. The record is from RefSeq and is a predicted model, not a curated record. The transcript is spliced from 3 exons. Bases 125 to 328 code for a protein of 67 amino acids. NCBI's taxonomy places the organism in Eukaryota, Metazoa, Chordata, Mammalia, Rodentia, Muridae. Gene Ontology annotation, cellular component: heterotrimeric G-protein complex. Gene Ontology annotation, molecular function: G-protein beta-subunit binding.